Molecule: messenger RNA, 3573 nt
Organism: Sphaeramia orbicularis (orbiculate cardinalfish)
Lineage: Eukaryota; Metazoa; Chordata; Actinopteri; Kurtiformes; Apogonidae
Product: TRPM8 channel-associated factor homolog
Exons: 12
Coding region: 282-3041 (919 amino acids)
Biological process (GO): positive regulation of protein targeting to membrane
Cellular component (GO): plasma membrane
Molecular function (GO): transmembrane transporter binding
Source: RefSeq, a predicted model, not a curated record
UCCAGUGACAGUGGGUGGUGAUUUUCUAACUCCCUCCUGUUACUCCUCCUGUCAUUAUUAUUUUCAUUGAAAUCGUCCUAGUGUCAUCUCACUGCCUUGUUCUUCUGUCCUGUCACAGUGUCACUGGUGGAUUGUCUGUCGCACAGACCGAUAAAUGCAAAACACCAUCCUGCUGCAUCCGAUCCGUUCCAUGUGCUAGUGCAGCAUACACCUGAUUCAGCUCAGCUUUGCUCUGCCAUCCUGACGUCCAACCUCUUCUUCAACCUUCAAACACUGUCAUCAUGUCGACCCAGGCCACUCAAACCAUACAAGAAGAGGCCUAUGUCUCCCUGAUGAGAGGCCUAACAGACCUGGACUUCAGGGGUCCAUGUAUUCCGAGUGACCUGGUUCUGAUUGGAGACCAUUCUUUUCCUUUGGUCAUGAACAGUCAUGGCCAGGUGCUGAUGGCUGCCUCCUUUUAUGGAUCUGGACGGAUUGUGGUCCUGGGCCAUGAAAGCUACCUGACUGCCUUUCCUGCUCUGGUAGAGAACGCUCUGGUCUGGCUGAGAGGAGAUGGAUCUGAAAACCAGUCUGUGGGGAUCCACAACAACGUCCAGGGAGUCACUCAUAAUCUCAGCACAUCCCUCUUCCAAACCCAAACUGUGGGAUCCUUCAGCCGUGAUCUGGGGGUUGGUGUGUAUGUGACAGAUGCCUACAGUGUGGGUCCAGAUCAGAAGGACCUGGUGGCAUUUCUGAAAGCUGGAGGAGGAGUGCUGAUAGCCGGGCAGGCGUGGAGCUGGGCUGCAGAUCACCCAAAGGAAAAUACUCUGCUCCAGUUUGUAGGGAAUAAGCUGUCUGGAGUGGCAGGGGUCUACUUCUCUGACCAUCAUGCAGAGGCAGAGUACCUUCCAGUCUAUCCUCAAAUCCCAUCGUCCUGGAUGGCCAUGGUAAUUGGAAAAGACUUUGAGGAUGACUUAAAGUUUCUACUUCAAGGGAUUUCAGAGUUUGAGAUCCCAAAUGGAAUAGUUGCUUCUGAGGUUCUGGUUCAUGGACCUUUAGCCUUUCCCAUUGGUACCACAGAGGAUGGACGGGCUUUCCUGGCAGGAUCCUAUUACGGACAAGGACGGGUUGUUGUGGUCACACAUGAAGGACUUCUCAAACAAGAGUCGUGGGCUUGCUUUUGGACUAAUGCGCUUCACUGGUUGGAUGAAGGAAGGAAAGGUGUUGUCGGUGUAACUUCAGACCUCCGCCAAGCCUUUGACCUCUACAACAAGUCAGAGCUUCACUGUGAGAAGACAAACUUCCGGAAAGACCUGAGUGUAUUUGUGUGCAAAGUCUCCCGAAGUGAAUGGAUUGAAGAAAUCCUAGAGUUUGUGGCAGAGGGUGGAGGCCUGCUAAUCGGUGGACACGCCUGGGCCUGGGCACAGAAACACAAGGGCCAAAAGCCGAUGACGGAUUUCUCAGGGAACAAGAUAUUGACCAAAAUGGGCCUGAGCAUCCAGGAGAAUACCAUUAGAAAAGGUUCCUUCAAGGCCCCUGUCCCCAGUCAGGCCAUCAAAGACACCUACCACUUCCGCCAUGUUUUACAUCGCUUCGCCGGUCAUUGUGCCCAUGGAGAUAAACUUUCCAAACAUGAGGAGGAGUGUCUGACAAAGCUGGGUGGAGACUGUUCUAAGUACUUGCGUAUGAAGACUGAUGAUAACGCAUAUAAACAGGUGGUGUCCACCUUCACUGACAUCGUGAAGAAGACAGGAAUGCCACAGGUGUGUGAGAGCUGCCCUGUGAAGAGUCCCAGAGACCGUCUCCUCCUCCAUGUUGGGUCUGAACUCUAUAAAGUUCACCCAGAUCCUGAUGAACUCCUGCCGCACCUCAUUAAGAAUAACCCACUGCUGCCAGUCGUGUAUAACCACAGGAUCAAGGUUGACGUGAAGACAGCAGGAGGGGAGGAAUGGGUCAGUACAGGUCUCUACCUGUCCCCUGGUAUGAAGACCUACAUGGCCAUACCAGCAGAGAUCAUCAACAAAGGAUGGAAGGUCCAGAUAGGAUGUCAAACAGACAGAAUCAAAGCUGAAGUGUUGAAGAGAGCGCCAUGUGUCCAUGAUCGAUUCCCCAUUACCUCAGAGAUGGUUCAAGUGCACAACUUAUGGGGGGGUCUCAUCUACCUGGUGGCGCCACCCAAAACACAAGUGAAGGGAGUAGAGGUCAUAGUGCAAAUAGCUGUACCUGCACCUUAUUAUAAAUCUGGUGUGACAACAGCUGCUGAUUGGUCGCUGUUGCGCACAGCCCCCUCCCCCUGGGCAGAGCUGGAGUUUGAUAACAUCAUCUUCACUGUGCCAUCGGAGUUUGUUCAGGACCUGGACCGUCCUGAUGAGUUGGCAGCACACUGGGAUGACAUCAUGAGGGGCGUCGCGGACCUGGCUGCCAAACCACAUAAAUUUCCCCGAAAAGAACGUUUUGUAACCGAUGUGCAGAUUUCUCACGGUUACAUGCAUGCAGGUUACCCUGUCAUGGCACUCAGAUCCGCAGCUCCCUUAGUUUUAAGCAUUAAACAUGCAAAGACCAAAGGUCUGUGGGGCAUCAUCCAUGAGCUAGGACACAACCAGCAGAGGGGCUGCUGGGAGUUCCCAUCACACACCACAGAGUGCACAUGCAACCUGUGGUCAGUGUAUGUACAUGAGGAGGUGCUGGGAGUCAACAGAGCAAAGGCUCAUCCAAACAUGGCCCCAGCAAAACGAAACAGUCGUGCAGAGCAGUAUGUCAAGGGGGGCAGGAACCUGAGCAAAUGGAGCAUGUGGGUCGCCCUGGAGACAUAUAUGCAGCUCCAGGAUAAAUUUGGCUGGGAUGCUCUCAAGAGGGUGUUUGCUGCCUACCAUGAGAUGAGCAAUUUCCCCAAAGACAACAAAGGAAAGAUGAACCUGUACGCUGUGACUUUCUCCCAGGCUGUGGAGAUGAAUCUGAGUGGGUUCUUUAAGUCCUGGGGCUGGCCCAUUGAAAGAGACACUGAGGACAAACUGUCCAAGCUGCCUCCAUGGACGGACCACCCCAUGGUCCAAUAUGACUGAGUUUUACCAAGUACAGACAGAAGCGCUAGAUGAGCAAGUCAUAAAAUUAUCUAUUUAGUGAAGAAUUAACAUACACUAUUUUUUCUUUUCCUUUCCUUAACACGAUAUGUCAGAAAUGGCUGAUAGGAUUUUCUUCAACUUUGCUUCAAAUUGUACUUAGAGUGAACUGAUUAUUGAUUUGUUGGUCACAUUUUUGGCUAUAAGAAUUCACAGAGCAAGUAUAAUAAACUAACAAAAAUGUAUUAGAAGAUACAAUGAUACCAUUUUAUAUCUAAUGACCUUUACUAUGACAUCAAAAUGUCCUGUAAAAUGGGGGUCGACAGAGGCAAACUACAGUGAGGAAGUGGUAAAAUGUACUUAUUUAUUUUCUGUACAUGUUAUAUAUAUUUAUUCUUUGCUUACACUUUCAGUCUUCUACAUUCUAUCAUUAACUGGCUUUACUGAAUACAUGUUUCAUUUAUUCAUUGUUGCGCUAUAUUGUAAUGUAAUGAACUUUAACUGUGUUAUUAAAAAACACGUGAGAACCCUGCAA